UAUAGAAGUUUAUAAUUUUUUUUUGAUAAUGUCUCUGUAACGAAAAAGGAAAGCUAAUUAUUAUUUGUUUUGUAGCCGUAGCUAGAAAUUUAUGUUACUUGAUUUGAGUUUAUAGGAAGAAGAAUCAUAGAGAGCAUUAAGUCUAUCAAUCAACAGAGAUGAGCAUUUUGUUUCAAAUAUUCGUAAAUAUUAAGAUUUGAACUCUAAGCUUACAAAUCAGCACUUACGAGCUAGGUAGCGUAAUCUUUAUUUAGAAAUAAGAUUAAGAAACAGAGAUAAGCAGGAUUAGUUAAACGGUAAAAUAAUAGUCUAAACUAUAAUUAACUGGGAAUUUCAGAAUAAAAUAAAUAAAUUUUUUGUUACUGCGAGACGACAGCGACGCGACAGGGCGCGCGUCUAUAAAUUGCCUGACCGAAGAUCUCGCUGCCUAGAAAGUGGCAAUCGAGUAACUUUUUCCUAUUUUGUUCUUUCCCUUUCCAUCAUUAAAUUUUCCCAAAAUCCGUUUCCCUCUUUCUUCCUGAGAAAACAUUUUCCCGAUUGGUUUUCCAACCCUCCAAACAGCCUCUUAAGCAAUCAAUCCUCCUUUUCAAUCCCCCCUUUUCCCCCUUCCCGCAUUGCCUGCAUCUCGUGAAUCCUUGCAAUUUGCAGAACAGUACAAGUCUCAACGGAUUCGACACCGCCAUCGAUAGUCAUCCGGUCUCGAUUCUUCCACAUCCUUUCUCCAUCACGAGCUGAACAUAUGAUCCACAAUCGAACCACGAGGAGUUUGUGAUUGAUUAGGAUCGACGAUGACCGGCGGCGAGAGGAGGAGGGAGGCGGCGGCGACGGCGUCGGCUGCGGAGGAGGAGGAGGAGGAAGAGUUCGAAGUGCAGGAUGUGAGGGAGAGAUUAGGUUCUUCGAUGGGGAGCAGAUUCAAUCUGAUUGAUCGGCAGUUCGGUUUGAGCAGGAGGAAUGCCGGCGGCGGCGGAGGAGGGGGAGGGAGCGGCGGAGGAUCCAGCACGAGCAAGUUCAGCCGUCAAUCUCUCAUUAAUGGAUUCCAUUACGUCUCCAAAGGUCUCAUCAUCCAUCCCGAUAACAGGUGGUAUCGUGCAUGGUCGAAGUUCAUUCUGCUGUGGGCAGUAUACUCUUCAUUCUUCACGCCCAUGGAGUUCGGUUUCUUCAGGGGAUUACCUGAGAACCUCUUCAUUUUGGACAUAGUAGGGCAGAUUGCUUUCCUUUUCGACAUUGUUCUGCAGUUCUUUAUUUCCUACAGAGACCCACAAACUUAUCGCAUGGUCUAUAAACGUUCACCAAUUGCUCUCCGGUAUUUAAAGUCUCAUUUUAUCGUUGAUUUGCUUGGUUGCAUGCCUUGGGACAUCAUCUACCAGGUUUCUGGGCGUAGGGAAGAAGUGAGGUAUCUUUUGUGGAUAAGGUUAUGGCGGGUGCGGAGAGUUAUAGAAUUUUUCUACAAGAUGGAGAAGGACAUAAGGAUUAAUUAUCUCUUCACUCGAAUCAUAAAGCUCAUUGUAGUCGAGCUCUACUGUACACACACAGCAGCCUGCAUAUUUUACUAUUUGGCCACUACUCUACCAGCUUCCAGUGAAGGCUACACAUGGAUUGGGAGUCUGAAGAUGGGUGAUUACAGUUAUGCACAAUUCAGAGACAUUGAUAUCUGGACACGAUACACAACAUCUUUAUAUUUCGCCAUUGUGACCAUGGCUACAGUAGGGUACGGUGAUAUCCAUGCUGUCAACUUGAGGGAGAUGAUAUUCGUCAUGAUCUAUGUAUCGUUCGACAUGAUUCUCGGUGCUUACUUGAUUGGCAACAUGACCGCAUUAAUCGUGAAAGGAUCCAAGACGGAGAAGUACAGGGACAAAAUGACGGACCUCAUCAAGUAUAUGAACAGGAAUCAACUUGGAAGGGACAUCCGUAACCAGAUCACAGGCCAUUUGAGGUUGCAGUAUGAGCGUAGCUACACUGAGGCCUCUGUUCUUCAGGAAAUUCCAAUUUCCAUCCGUGCUAAGGCUGUUAGGCUCCAUGAAGAGUUUUUUCUUCCAGGAGAAAUAAUUUUGGAACAAGGAAGUGUUGUAGAUCAGCUAUACUUUGUUUGCCAGGGCGCCCUGGAGGAAGUUGGGAUGGGAGAAGAUGGAUCAGAAGAAACCGUUUCACUACUGCAACCAAACAGCUCGUUUGGAGAAAUCUCAAUCAUUUGCAACAUUCCCCAACCUUACACAGUUCGAGUCUGUGAGCUAUGCAGGCUCCUCAGACUAGACAAACAGUCCUUCUCGGACAUACUUGAGAUAUUCUUCUACGAUGGGCGUAAGAUUUUGAACAACCUCCUACAGGCAAAAGAAGCAACUCUGCGGGAUAAUAACCUUGAAUCAGACAUCACAUUCCACAUAGGGAAGCAAGAAGCUGAGCUUGCUUUGAGAGUCAAUAGUGCGGCUUUCCAUGGGGAUCUCUUCCAGCUGAAGGGUUUCAUUCGAGCUGGAGCUGAUCCCAACAGAACUGAUUAUGAUGGCAGAUCACCGUUGCAUCUUGCAGCAUCGAGGGGUUAUGAAGACAUGGCUAGCUUCCUCAUAGGGAAGGGAGUUGAUGUCGACGUAAAAGGUGCCUCUCUGAACAUAGACGAUGCAGGUAGCUUCCUGUGCACGUCAGUUGUGAGAGGAGACUCUGAUUUCCUCAAGAGGUUUUUGGCCUUCGGGGUUGAUCCCAACUCAAAGGACUACGACCACCGAACUCCACUUCAUGUAGCUGCCUCCGAAGGGCUCUACUUGAUGGCCAAAUUGCUGGUAGAGGCUGGAGCCAGUGUUUUCACAAAGGACAGGUGGGGAAACACGCCAUUGGAUGAAGGCCGGAAGUGUGGGAAUAAAAAUUUGAUCAAGCUUUUGGACGGUGCUAAGACUGCACAGAUGGCAGAAAUGGGUGAUAGCCCUCUGGGAACCAGAGAAACACAUCACUCAAGAAAAUGCACGGUGUUCCCAUUCCAUCCAUGGUGUCCUAAGGAGGAGAGGAAGAGAGUUGGUAUACUAUUAUGGGUGCCAAAGUCCAUUGAAGAGCUCAUAAAAGCUGCAGCCGAGCAGCUGGAGUUUCAGAGCGAGGAAGAUUCCUCUUCUUCUACUUGUGUUGUGACGGAGGAUGGAGGCAGGAUAUUGGAUGCGAAUAUGAUUGACGAUGGCCAGAAAUUGUAUCUAAUCAAUCAAACACGUUGA
Molecule: messenger RNA, 3191 nt
Organism: Linum tenue
Lineage: Eukaryota; Viridiplantae; Streptophyta; Magnoliopsida; Malpighiales; Linaceae
Source: the annotation of a GenBank genome assembly